Molecule: messenger RNA, 562 nt
Organism: Trematosphaeria pertusa
Lineage: Eukaryota; Fungi; Ascomycota; Dothideomycetes; Pleosporales; Trematosphaeriaceae
Exons: 1
Coding region: 109-525 (138 amino acids)
Source: RefSeq, a predicted model, not a curated record
UGUCAAUCUUUGAUCUUUGUUGCUUGGUGAUGGGUGAAGUAAAGUGACGUGGAGUGGAGUGGAGUGAGUUGCUCGAGAGAAGAGGGUGUGUUGGAGUGGAGGAGUUGGAUGAGAAGGAUUGAAAGGGGUAGACCAGUAAGGAGGAGACAGACAUACCUAAGGACUUGCGAAACUAUCUCAUCAUACAUCCCUCCAUCUGCAACUAUUAGCCCACCUCCGUAUGACAAAGUAUCCUCGCACCCAUGCGAACCAAGCAACAUACCUUCCUCACUCUCCAGCUCCGGGGGUUCAGCCCCCCAGAUAUACCCAUCCCCUCCCCACUCCCUACCUACCUAUUCGCCUCCCCCCUUCCCACGCCCGCCAACCGACCAUCAUGCCCCAAUUUACUCCCCAACCCGCCCAUCUCAGCAUACCCACACGCACACGCCAACGCCUUCAGCUCAGCUCGGCUACGUCUCCGGAAGCGGGCGGGGCGGGCCAAGGCGGAUGACUAGCAGGCGGAGUUUCCUGUUCGGGAGCGAUUGACGCGUCCGGGGGCGGCGAGCAGAAGGGGAGGCGGGCG